AUGGACGACUACGUGUUCCAAUUUGACCAAACAAACCAUUGUUCCAACGUUUUCCCCCUACCUUCUUGUCCCCAAAAGAAGAUCAUCAGCCCCAAUCUCCCCUCCCACCUGCUGUUGAGCUUUGGAAAUUGGCGUCAUGAAUCAUCACCAUUAUUAUCUUUCGAUGAACUUGAUCGUAAACCUGGUGAAGUCAAAAAGAGGAAGAUUAUGCACAGAGAUGUUGAAAGACAAAGAAGGCAAGAAAUGGCCACUCUUCACGCUUCUCUACGGUCAUUACUCCCUGUAGAAUACCUCAAGGGAACGCGUUCAAUAUCAGAUCACAUGCACCAGGCGAUGAAUUAUAUCAAACAUCUUCAAAAAAAGAUCGAGGAGCUAAGUAACAAGAGAGAUGGGCAUAAAAAAUUGUGCAACCCUAGCUCUUACCACAUGGAAAAAACGGUGGAAAAUUCCGAAGCAGCAAAACAGGAUGUGGUGACAGUUAGACAGUGUUGGAUAGGAGUCGAGGUUGUCAUAAACACUGAACAUGAAGAAGGGCUUCCUCUUUCUAGAGUGCUCCAAGCUCUAGUCAGAGAAGGACUCAGAAUUGUCAAUUGCAAUUCAACUAAAGUGAAAGGAAGGUUAAUUCAUACCAUUGAAUCGGAGGUGAGCAAUGAUGGAAGGAAAAUGGACCAUUCUGAGCUACAACAAAAGCUAACAAGCUUAAGCUUAGCUAGAUUUUUGUCAUGA
Abrus precatorius (Indian licorice) is the source of this 726-nucleotide messenger RNA. Its product is annotated as transcription factor bHLH36-like. Gene Ontology annotation, cellular component: RNA polymerase II transcription regulator complex. The record is from RefSeq and is a predicted model, not a curated record. Bases 1 to 726 code for a protein of 241 amino acids. Gene Ontology annotation, biological process: regulation of transcription by RNA polymerase II. NCBI's taxonomy places the organism in Eukaryota, Viridiplantae, Streptophyta, Magnoliopsida, Fabales, Fabaceae. Gene Ontology annotation, molecular function: protein dimerization activity; DNA-binding transcription factor activity, RNA polymerase II-specific; RNA polymerase II transcription regulatory region sequence-specific DNA binding. The transcript has 3 exons.